AUGGGUUACAACAAUAGCUGGUUCAAGCCAGGUCGACAGACUCAGCUGGCUAUCACUGUCAAUUGCCUCCACGCAUUCUUUUUAUUCGGCUACGACCAAGGAGUUUUUGGUGGAUUGAUCACAAAUCCUGAUUUUCUUGAGGUGGUGGAUCAUCCUUCAGAAGCAUUCCUAGGCUUCAUUGUUUCAAGCUACAAUCUUGGAUGUCUAGCGGGAUGUCUUCUCAACUUCUUCAUUGGAGGCGGUAUCGUGCGUCGGCCCACGCUUUGGCUGGCCAUGCUCUUGAUCAGUGCUGGUGCUGUCCUUCAAGCCGCAGCCUUUGGCGUACGGUCCCCCGAGCGAAGCCGCGUGGGUAUUGAUACCUCCACAGUUCCUAUGUAUCAGGCCGAGUUGUGCAAGAGUCACGUCCGCGGACGUCUGGUCACCACCGAGGUUCUCUUCACUGCUCUUGGAAUCGCAGUUGCGUACUUCUUCGCAUUCGGCAUGAACUUCGUCGGAGGGGCUGUUGCGUGGAGACUGCCAAUCGUCGCCCAGAUACUGCCCGCCAUUAUCAUUUCCGUCGUUCUCUUCGGACUUCCUGAGACUCCACGGUGGCUCAUCGAAAGAGGUCGCGUGCAGAAGGCCGUUGACGUCAUGUGCCAGGUGUAUGGCGCUGGACCUGAGGACGCAUACAUCGUAUCUGAGAAAGCCGCUAUCCUUGAGACACUCGAGUUUGAAGCAGCCGAUCCAUUUAAGUGGACAAACAUAUUGAAAAAAGACCGUGUUCAUACAGGGUGGAGAGUCUGGCUUGCGGUUCUCGCUCUCUCAUUCAAUCAGUGGUCUGGCAUCAACGUUGUGGUCUUUUACAUUGGCACCGUACUUGAAGUCAACGUGGGUCUACCUAGGAGUACCGCGCUCGUAGCUGGGGGAUGCAUCAAUCUCGCUUUCGCUGUAGGCUCCUUGGUCCCGGCACUUUUCCUGGACCGUAUCGGACGCCGCAAACCCAUGAUCUUUGGUACAGUAGCUAUGGGUCUAUCAUUGAUGGUCAUCGCCAUACUUCUGUCCUUCCAGGGCACCGCUCGGGAAGCCGUCACUUCAAAGAUCACCAUCGCCUUCUUCGUUCUGUACAUGAUAUUUUUUGGCAGUAGUCUGAAUGCUAUACCAUGGUGCUACGCACCCGAAAUCCUGCCCCUCAAAUCCAGAGCGAAAGGCACUUCGCUAGCAGUCAUGAUGAACUGGGUAUUCGUCUUCACCAUAGUCAUGGUAACUCCGACCAUGAUCACAAAUAUCAGAUGGAAAACCUAUCUCGUCUUCAUGGCUUGCAACUUUGCGAUCGCUCCCAGCAUAUAUCUUCUCUUUCCAGAGACUGCAAGACUAUCGCUUGAAGAAAUUGAUCACAUCUUCAUCAAGGAUGAUGUGGUGUCUGAUUCAUCCGCGAGUCAGAUUGGACCGAACUCUCACGGAUUUUCGAAAUCUCACGAGGCUGGCAGUAUGGAAGUCAGACACCUCGAGUGA
Molecule: messenger RNA, 1491 nt
Organism: Aureobasidium namibiae CBS 147.97
Lineage: Eukaryota; Fungi; Ascomycota; Dothideomycetes; Dothideales; Saccotheciaceae
Product: general substrate transporter
Exons: 10
Coding region: 1-1491 (496 amino acids)
Biological process (GO): carbohydrate transport; transmembrane transport
Cellular component (GO): membrane
Molecular function (GO): carbohydrate:proton symporter activity
Source: RefSeq, a predicted model, not a curated record